Molecule: messenger RNA, 1331 nt
Organism: Phymastichus coffea
Lineage: Eukaryota; Metazoa; Arthropoda; Insecta; Hymenoptera; Eulophidae
Exons: 4
Coding region: 85-939 (284 amino acids)
Source: RefSeq, a predicted model, not a curated record
AGGAUCCUCGUAGCAGCUCAGCGAUUAAAUAUUCAGUACUACAUCUUGUCGCUUGACGUUUCCUCUUACAUCGCCGCCCUCGCCAUGUCGCCAAGUUUUGUGCACGCAACGACGGAGAGGUCAGAGCAGCAGCAGCAAAAAAUAGUGCGAAAGCUCGAGGCGCCAGCAGUGGUAGAUCCCCGCAGCGAGACUUUAGUGCUGCGCUGUGAUUACGACUUGCGUGGCAACGAGCUCUACUCGGUCAACUGGUACAAGUACGACAAGAUGCUCUUCAGGUAUAUGCCCAGUCUGACGCCCAAAGGCACGGCUUUUUCCUCGCAUCCCGACGACUUUGCCGUGGACAUCGCCAAAAGCAACGGCCAACAAUUGACACUCGUCAGUCAGCAGGAUUAUCGCAAGAAUAUGAAGGCUUACGAGGGUACGUACGCAUGCGAGGUGUCGCUCGAAAGUCCUUUCUACGCGGACUACGCCGUGGCUAAUGUCAGCUCGGCUAUUCUACCCAAAAGCAAUCCUGUACUCGAGGGACUUGCGCCCUACCAGCUACUUGGUGAUCAAGUCGAAAUUGUCUGCAUGUCGGCGCCAAGUUUGCCCGCGGCCGAGAUCAGUCUCAGACUCAACGGAGCUAAGGUUCCUUCGCGCUCUUUAAGCAUCUCGAAGCUCUACCCGAUCGAAGGUACACCAUUGGUAUCAACGCGUGUCUCACACAAGUUGUUUAUCAGUCGCAAUCUCUUUCCCAUGGGCAAAUUCGAUGUCCAAUGUAAAGCCAUUAUUCCUGGAGUUCCCGCGGCGCCCGAGUUCAAGACUGAGAAACGCGUUGGUCUUGCUGCAAAUAACCAGAGGCUCGCUCAGGACUGGCUUGGACUGUUUGCUUCCGAAGCGGAUCGUCAAUGCAUUUGCUUGGUUGUUUUUGCAGCCGUACUGCUAGCUUUAUGUUUGUAAAUAGAUAUAAUAAUUCGUCGGCUGUUCCUGUUCCAUAUUUUCAUUCAAGAUGUUUCUUAUCAAUACAACUGUUUCGAAAUGUACAACAUAUUUUACAUCACUUACUUGUUCGGCAAAACGAUGUGAUACUUUAUAUUUACUUGUAUUUUACUACAAACAACUAAUCAAAGAGUUGAAAUAUACAAUAAAAACAAAAUACCAAUACUCCCCGAAAAUUUCAUUUUCAGUGCUAUAUCGUUAUAAUUCUAUGUACAUAGUGUGCAUAUUGUAUUCUAUUAUAGGAAUAAAAAAAUAUAUUACUAAAUAAUAAAUUAAUACCUGUUGGAAUAAUAAGUUGUAUAUAUGAAGUAGAUAACGUACUAAUAUGACUGUCAAUCAGAGAGUUUACUGUG